Molecule: messenger RNA, 1959 nt
Organism: Beta vulgaris subsp. vulgaris (sugar beet)
Lineage: Eukaryota; Viridiplantae; Streptophyta; Magnoliopsida; Caryophyllales; Amaranthaceae
Exons: 10
Coding region: 268-1587 (439 amino acids)
Molecular function (GO): protein binding
Source: RefSeq, a predicted model, not a curated record
UAGGAAAAACGUCCAAAAGUACACCAAUUAGACAUUCACUAAUCAGCACUCAGCAGUAAUAAUCACUACAUCAAUGAUCAAGCAACGCUAACUUAUAGAAGAACUCGCCGCCAUUUUUCAUCAUUUCUCGAACCUUCAUUGCAGUAUAACCAGUGGCUAUCACGAUAUCUCCCACGCACUUUCUCUCUCCUCUUCAGCGACUCUCACCGCGCUAGGGUUUUUCUCCGGCGAUCUUCAUUUUCUACCGUUUGAAAUUUCGCCGGAAAAAUGGAUCCCUUACUUCCGAUCAUACUUUUUUCGACAAUUCUCGGCGCAAUCAUCGUGUUUCUCAUUUUCGGAAACUACUUCAGAAAGCAGAAAUCUGAAGUUGAAUCACUUGCUAAAGCUGAGCCUAUGAACGAUGCGAUUUCCAAGAAACCUUCGAAAUCAAUUCCUAACUCAAAAAAGUCUCAAUUUAAGCACCAUUCUCAUGCUGCUGAUAAGGAAUUAAACAAGAAGCAUCAUCCGUUGGAUUUGAACACGUUGAAAGGUCACGGUGAUUCGGUUGGCGGUCUGUGUUUCUCAUCAGAUGGAAAGAAUUUGGUCACAGCUUGUGCAGAUGGGGUCGUCCGUGUUUUUAGGCUGGAUGAUGUUUCUAACAAAAGUUUCAAAUUCUUGCGUAUUAACAUGCCAGCUGGAAAUCAUCCCGUAGCUGUUUCAUUCUUAGAGGAUGAUUCAUCAAUUGUAGUGGCUACUCAAGCUCUGUUGGGUACUUCUCUUUACAUGUAUGCAGAAGAAAAGGCCAAACCUUCAGAUGGAAGUAAGCAGCAAGCCAAACUUCCUCUUCCAGAAAUUAAAUGGGAACAUCAUAAAAUCCAUGAGAAGAAUGCAAUUUUGAACCUGGUUGGGGCUACUGCAAGAUAUGGCACUGGUGAUGGAAGCACAGUGAUAGCUUCUUGUUCAGAAGCAACUGAAAUUAAACUUUGGCAUGGGAAAACCGGAAAGCUAUUGGGGACAGUUGAUACUAACCAGCUGAAAAACCACAUGGUCGCUGUAUCUCCGAAUGGACGGUUUUUAGCUGCUGCAGCAUUUACAGCUGAUGUGAAGAUCUGGGAGAUCAUUUACUCGAAGGAUGGUUCUGUUAAGGAAAUUGUUAAGGCUAUGCAGCUUAAGGGGCACAAGAGUGCGGUAACUUGCUUAUGCUUUGCUCCAAACUCAGAUCAAGUGAUAACAGUAUCUAAGGAUGGUACCUUGAAAGUAUGGAAUAUUGACGUUCGUUAUCAUAUGGAUGAGGAUCCCAAGAUUCUGAGAGGAUUUCCAACUCCGCUUCAUGAUUCUAAUGGUGCAACGUUGCAUUAUGAUCAUCUUAGUUUAUCUCCUGAUGGAAAGAUACUUGCUGCCACUCAUGAUUCAACUUUGCAAUGGCUAUGUGCUGAGACCGGAAAGGUUUUGGAUACCGCUGAGAUGGCUCAUGAUGGUGACAUCACAUGCAUUACAUGGGCGCCCAAGACCCUUCCUGCUGUAAACUCAGAUUCCUUCAUCUUGGGAACAUCUGGAGUUGAUAAGAAAGUUAAGCUAUGGCUGGCACCUUCUAUUCAUUCUUCAUGAAGAACUUACGUAGUACAAUGCUAAUCGCUGGAAAAGCAGCAUUACCGUUUCUUUCCCAAAGCCAUACUGGAAACUCCGCGAUUUUGUAGUUUCAGAUUGCUGCUGGUUCAUCAUCUUAUACUGACUUUGCUUAUGCUGCGUAAUCUUAUGACAUCUUGCUGGCUUACAUGAGAAAUUGAGAAUUGUAGAGCUUUAGACCAGAAUCUGAGAGAUAGUUUUGUAUGGUUUAAUGGAUACUUAUAGGAUAGUGGCAUACAUGAUAAUUGGUGUUGGACUGUUGUUGUUUAGUAGAACCUCACUCAAAUAUGUAACAGAUUAUAGCUAUGACUCGUGCCGGUUAUAUAAAGAGUAAUUUGAGUUGUGCUUUUGUGA